Effrenium voratum is the source of this 1860-nucleotide messenger RNA. NCBI's taxonomy places the organism in Eukaryota, Dinophyceae, Suessiales, Symbiodiniaceae. The record is from the annotation of a GenBank genome assembly.
AGUUUUCGGCUGAAGGUCGCUUGGCCCUUCAGUCCAUCCCCUGACCCCUGACUCGACGCCUGGACCGGCGUCGAAAAAAGAGGCUCGCGCUCGCUGGAUGGACACCUGCUGCGCCGUGCUGGGCCUUGGCUUCUUGUGCCUCCACGCGCACAUCACCGGAGCCAGCCUCUUCGAUCUGGGCGGCUGGCGAUGGCGAGCAGAGGCUGGCGAGGUGUCUGACCCCAAGGCCAGGGAGCUCCUGGAGCGAAGGGCCCAGGACUUGCUCUGGGACAUGCGGCGGCGGAUCUUCGUGACUAUGUGUGGGCGGGUGGGCAUGCAGAUCACAUUUUGCGCCGUCCUGGCGUACGGCUACAUGUGGUUCAGGGAGAGGACCUCUUGUCAAGCCAUCUACUUUCUGGUGGCACUGGUGAACUAUCCAUUUCUCACUGCUAUUGCCCGAGAGCUCUUUUUCUUAUCCCGGCAUCGAUUGAUUGUGGUCUACGUUGUGCAGUACUUGCUUCUCGCCAUCCUAUGCGUGAUGCCCCGAGAUUGGUCCCGAGUGGGACCAGACGUUUUGGCGUGGGAUGGACUGCUGGUUGCCGGCCGCUUUACCAUGGCAUUGACCUUGGUCUACAAGGAUAUUACAAUCCCUGCGCAGAUCUUGAUGUCAGCACUGCUGAUUCAGCAAAGAUGGGGUACGGUUUUCCUGCUUCGCGAGCUGGGAAUCUUGGCGACCAUCAUUUGCUGUUCCACCACUGUGGAGAUCCACAUGCGCUCGCACAUCGAGGUGGUAUGGGCCUCUGCGGAUUCUGAAUCCAUGCUGGCAAGCUUCCGCAGGCUCCUACGGGGCGCGUGCGAUGGGGAGGUGUUGUUAGACAGUGAGAUGAAGAUCCACGGAGAGCCCGCCAGUCUGAAGCACUUGCUGAUGACCAACAUCUCGCUGCAUGGGAAGUCCUUUCAGGAUAUCCUGGACAAGGACACCCAGCUGCGUUUCGCAGAGCUCUUGGAGAAGGAGGACAAGGAGUCCUCCAUCCCCCCGUGUCUGAGGGCGUCCUUGCGGGGCUCCAACGACAUCAAGGUGUCUGUCGACUUGUUCCAUGUCCCCGUCCCGCAGUAUUGCGGGGCGAGAGUGUAUCACCUCAUCGCCUUCCGAGAAGACGCGGAGCUUCCGGCCGCCCAGGUUCCCGAGGCCGGUCUCAGCCGCAGUUCCGGAGGCGAGGAGUUUUUCCCGAGGAAGGGCUUGAAGAAGCCGGAACGGCCCAGGAGGUCAGAGUCACGUCACUUCGCAACUCGAAGGGCAGUCCCCCUCCCGGAGCUGAAAGAGAUCACGUUGCUCGUGGAUUCCGCCAGCCGAACUUUGGACAUCCUGCAGGCCCACUUCCGCUUCUCUCGGGUGCAGGACUCUGAGGCCUGGAUGCCGAGCCUCCACGGGCUGCUGCGGCCCACGGACCGGGCCACCAUCUUGGCCAAGGUGCUCUCCUUCGCGCAACGCUUCGAGGAGGGUGCUGUGGAACCGGAGAGACUGGCGGCCUGGUGCUUGAAGACGCCCGGGAAGACGUACUUGGGCGCCGAGUUUGUGAAGCUCUCCGGAGCUUCCAGCGGUGACAAAGCGUCAACUCUUUGGGUGCAGCUGGCGGACUUUUGGCAGACCUGAGGGCCUGACUUCCUGGCUGUGAGGUCAAAAGAUGUCUCAUGAACCCAGGCGUUUGCAGGCUCUGGGCCAUUUUGUAGGGGGCCGAUUGGCCUCCGGGUGCACUAGUCGAUGCGAAACUGCAGUCUCCAAGCUUCAUCGCUUCCGAUGAGCAAUCCAAACAAAGGUCACUUUGACUCCUUUUCCAGCGCGGCGCGUUGUUUUUCGCCCGGCAGAGAGUGUGGGCCAGC